This is a messenger RNA of Bursaphelenchus xylophilus (pine wood nematode), 1875 nucleotides long. The record is from the annotation of a GenBank genome assembly. Lineage: Eukaryota; Metazoa; Nematoda; Chromadorea; Rhabditida; Aphelenchoididae.
AUGCUAGAUGUGUCGCAUGCAUUCAGGGAACAUGGACGGUUGGUAAGGAUUUUAUUUUUAUUGUUAUGAAUUUAGAUCUACAUUAUCCUUGGAGUCGUUGUCUUGGCCGUUGCACCAUGCGGAUAUCACAUGGUCGCGCUCAAUGUACCUACAAAAAAUAUACAGAAGGCUUUAAAAGCUGAGAUACUCCGUGAUUAUGGUCUUACCAUCUCUGAUUCUGCAAUGGAUCUGUUAUGGUAAGAGUUUUAUAUUGAUUUAGUCCUGAAAGUUCAUGGAUAAUGCUAUUUUCUAAUUUUUAUGAAAUUUCCAGGGGUCUUAUCGUAUCCUGUCAAAGCAUUGGUGCAUUGAUCGGAUGUUUGUUACUAAUGCCCUUGGAAUCUGCUUUUGGAAUCAAGAAUACGUUGAUGUUGUACAGCAAUGGAGUUCUAUUAUGCGGAAGUAUCUUCUUGUUUCUCUCGUACAACUUUAAUACAGCGUUGAUGUUGGUACUGGGAAGGAUACUGGUUGGUAUUUACACUGGUUUAUCUUCUGCGUUGGCGCCGAUGUACGUCGCGGAGUUGGCUCCUUCCAAAAUUAAGGUAUGAUUACAUGAAUUGUUGAUGAUGAUUGUCGAAUCGGCGUUUUGGUGAUGUUAGUGCUAUGAUUUCAGGGCAGUCUGGGAUGCUUUGUCCAUAUCUCCGUUUGUUUUGGAGCCGUAUUGGGCGCGUUCUUCUCCUUAGAAUCGUUCUUGGGAAGCGAGGCCUUCUGGAAUGUCCUACUUUUUCUCCCAGCAAUCUUCGCUGUUAUCCAGAUGGUAAUUUGUCGUCAGAUUCCUCACACUCCGAACUUCUUUCUGGCCAAGGAUGACACCGAAAUGGCCGCGGAGUCUAUUCGUUUCUUCUAUGGAUUUGAAGGACUUUCUGACCAAGAAUUAAUGGCAAAAUAUCGAUCGCUGGUCACAAAAUUGCCUCCCCAGCUGAGUUUCCGACAGUCCAUAGCCAACCCAACUAACAGGAAGAUGAUUUUCAUUGGAAUGGUGGUCAGUGCUACUCAAAUUUUGAGUGGAAGUAUGGCCACCGUAGCGUAUAGUACAAGGUAAUUAAAGUUGUGUUUGAUACUAGUUUCUUAAACUACUCUUCGCUUACUCAUGACGGUUACAGUAUGUUCAACUCGCUUUCGAUUAUCAACGGUCUUGUUCCGCUGUUCCCCACGUUCGGCGCCCUUCUGAGCAUCUUCCUGACCCUUCCCGCCCUUCGGUUGGUCGAGACUUAUGGUCGAAAACGGCUUCUAAUCAACACUCUCAUCAUGUGUGCUACUGCCACUUAUCUUUUGUGCUUCUUCUCCCUUAUUGUCAAAGGGUUUAGUAAGUUUUAUAUAUCGUUUUGUGGUACAUUACACUUUAGAUGCCGGGUCUUGGGCUUCCUUUAUGUUUUUCGUUGGAUUCCUGCUUCUGGGAGUGGGCUACAAUCUGGGAACUGGACCGGUCUCGUACUUUAUCCCAGCAGAACUUGUCAGCCCGGAUUCGGUGGGAUCAGCCUUGAGCGUUGCGGUGGCUACCAACUGGACCUUCACUUUGCUCACGACUUUCUUGUACUACCCUCUGAACGAAGCAGUCGGCGGAUGGAGUUACCUCAUGUUCGCGAUUCCUACGUAAGUCUGAAACUUUCUUACUGUCGAAGUUUGCCCAAAUGACAUGUUUUUUGACAUGGAUAAUGUAAGGUAAUGUAAUGCAUGCAUUCCAGGACUCUGUGUAUCAUCUUCCUCAACCGAAACCUCCCAGAGACCAAGUUCCCUAGCCUUAUUCAGAGCGAUGGCGUUAUCCUCGCCUGCAAUGUCCUUCCCGAAUAUGCAAACCUCGAAGAAAGUACGGAUUCCUUCAAUUACGGGACGAUUUGA